Saxophila tyrrhenica is the source of this 2523-nucleotide messenger RNA. RefSeq lists its product as uncharacterized. The transcript has 3 exons. The coding region runs from base 1 to 2523 and encodes 840 amino acids. Lineage: Eukaryota; Fungi; Ascomycota; Dothideomycetes; Mycosphaerellales; Extremaceae. The record is from RefSeq and is a predicted model, not a curated record. Gene Ontology annotation, molecular function: polygalacturonase activity.
AUGCAUUCCAGGAUUAUGUUGCCAGCACUGCUGGCCGCCAUUCCUUACGCCUUCGCCCAGCAUGUCCAUUUCGAACCCCCAGAAGUUGCCUCAUACACCGAUUCUAUUCUCAGCGAAUACCACAUGUACACUGCCUACACCGGGCCAACCGCGGCCAUCUCAUCCUCCGCCUCCCAGCCGACCGCACUCCCCAAGGCCAGAAUCGUGGCAGAGGCAGCAGCUCCAUCAUGCGACUACUGGCUCGAGAACAUCCAGCACCAAGGCUACGCAGCCUUCAACCCGAACCCGAGCAACUACACCGUGUUCAGGAACGUCAAGGACUUCGGUGCAGCAGGAGAUGGUGUUACGGAUGACACCGCAGCGAUCCAGUCUGCCAUCUCGUCUGGUGGAAGAUGCGCGCCUGGAUCGUGUGCCUCGAGCACGACUACGCCGGCGGUGGUCUACUUUCCGGCUGGGACUUAUUUGAUCAGUGCUUCGAUCACGGACUACUACUACACUAUGAUGAUUGGAAACCCCAACUGCAUGCCGGUAAUCAAGGCGACGGCGGAUUUUGCUGCGCCACCAGGAAAUAUUGGGCUUAUUGACGGCGAUCCGUACGGUGCGAACGGGCUGCAGUAUGGGUCUACCAACGUCUUCUGGAGGCAGAUUCGCAACUUCAUCAUUGACAUGACUGCGAUCCCAGCCAGCAGUGCCGCCACCGGUAUCCAUUGGCCUACUGCACAAGCGACGAGCAUACAAAAUGUCAUCUUCGAGAUGAGCCAGGCAAAUGGUACACAGCACGUGGGCUUGUUUAUCGAGUCCGGCUCCGGGGGGUUCGUGAACGAUCUGGUGUUCAAUGGCGGACUGAACGGCUUGAACGUUGGUAACCAACAGUUCACCAUGCGCAACCUCACAUUCAACAACGCUGUCACUGCCAUCAACCAGCUCUGGGACUGGGGCUGGACGUACUACGGCAUCACCGUCAACAACUGCUCGGUCGGGUUGAACAUGUACUCAGGUGGACCCACCGCGCUUUCAGUUGGCAGCAUCACCUUCUUCGACAGCUCGUUCACGGAUGUCGGUAUUGCGUUCCGCACCGGAUACACCGCAAACUCACAGCCGCCGACCGCCAACUCUUUGAUCCUCGAAAACAUCAGCCUCAAGAGGACGCCUAUUGCAGUCCAAGGCGGCCGCAACACUACUGUACUAAAGGGCACCCCACGCAACACUUAUAUCUCGGCUUGGGGCGAAGGACAUUCUUACACACCCAACGGGCCGAACAUGUUCCAGGGCACCAUUGCACCAGCGCCAAGAACAGCUGGUCUGAUCGAUACGAGCGGUGCCUACUACCAGCGCUCCAAGCCGCAGUACGAGCAAUACGAUGUCUCCCAGUUCGUCAGCGCACGCAAGCAAGGCGCUAAAGGCGACGGCAUGACCGACGACACCAAGGCUUUGCAAAGGGCGAUCAACAACGCACACAAGAACAACAAAAUCCUCUUCGUUGACCACGGCGACUACCUGGUCACCAGAACAAUCUACAUCCCUCCCGGCUCCCGCAUUGUCGGCGAAGCGUACUCCGUCAUCCUUUCCUCCGGCAAUUUCUUCAACAACAUGAAUAAGCCGAAACCCGUCGUGCAAAUCGGCAAGCCAGGCGAUCUGGGAGUGAUCGAGUGGAGCGACAUGAUCGUGUCCACCAAAGGCCAGCAGCAAGGCGCCAUCCUCUUCGAAUACAACAUCAACUCCCCCUCUACCACUCCGACCGGCGUCUGGGACGUCCAUGCCCGCAUCGGCGGUUUCGCUGGCUCGGACUUGCAGCUGGCGCAAUGUCCGACGACCCCGGAUGUCACUGUUACGGCGCAGAAUCUUAUCGAGGAGUGUAUUUCUGGUUUCUUGACGGUGCAUAUCACGCCUUCGGCUGCGGGGAUUUAUCUGGAAAACAACUGGAUUUGGGUUGCUGACCACGAUGUUGAGGAUCCGCAAUUAAGGCAGAUCACGAUUUACUCCGGGAGAGGACUGUUGGAUGAGAGUAGAACGGGGCCCGUUUGGCUUGUUGGCACGGCUGUGGAGCAUCAUGUCAAGUAUGAGUAUCAGUUCACGAACACGCAAAACGUCUUCGCGGGACAGAUCCAGACCGAGACUGCAUACUACCAGCCCAACCCCAACGCCAAAAUCCCCUUCCCCUACGCCGCGCGCUUCUCCGAUCCCAAGUUCAGACAGGACUUUGUCACCGCCGACGGCUACACCAUCCCUGCUGCAGAUGGCUGGGGGCUGAGGAUUGUCGACUCGAGUAUCAUCAACAUCUACGGCGCCGGCUUGUACAGUUUCUUCAAUAACUAUAGCACGAGCUGCUCGGACCAGGGGAAUGGGGAGAGGUGUCAGGAUCGGAUCUUCAGUGUGGAGGGGGAUAGUCGCGCCAUCACCUUGUACAACGAGAACACCGUUGGGACGCAUUUCAUGAUCACGGUGGAUGGGGAGGACGUGGCGAGGUACGACGACAAUUUGGACGGUUUCGUGGAUACAAUCGCGCUGUUUAGGAGUGGUUGA